Molecule: messenger RNA, 2072 nt
Organism: Silurus meridionalis
Lineage: Eukaryota; Metazoa; Chordata; Actinopteri; Siluriformes; Siluridae
Gene: crebzf
Product: CREB/ATF bZIP transcription factor
Exons: 2
Coding region: 225-995 (256 amino acids)
Cellular component (GO): nucleus
Molecular function (GO): DNA-binding transcription factor activity, RNA polymerase II-specific; RNA polymerase II transcription regulatory region sequence-specific DNA binding
Source: RefSeq, a predicted model, not a curated record
AUUUCCGGUCGCGCCAUUUUAGGCCCGAGCGCACGCAGGACGUUGUUGGUCUGUCGCGUUGGGAGCGUCGUCACUGCAGGAGUUGUGAAGGAGGGUUUUUUUUUAUUUAUAUUUUUCUGAGAUUUUUUUUGUUGCGUUAAAUAAUACGAAUUGAACAGUGCGUGACAAAGCUUCUAAGACUAUAAUUAUACAAAGGAUUUCAUCGGCCCAAUAAGAAUUCCCUAAUGGUCACCCGGAAAAGAGGAAGACUUGCCAGUAAAGGCGGGGACACCAUGUGCUCGGGUUCUUCUGAGGAAUGUGACCGUGCCUUUAAGAUCGAUUCUGAAAGCCCGACCGAGCACCUGUCUCCAGAAAGUGAUUCGAACGACUGGGGCCUAGAUGAGCUCCUAAACUCCGACUUCAACUGGGCUUUAGAAGACGAUGUGCUCUCUCCUUUUCAAGACAUCGGCACGGAAGACCUCGGUUCAAGUCCGAAAGACAAGCUGGAUCGGGAAUCUGACGUGAGCGUAUCCCGCAGCAGGGUUUCAACUCGGAGGCAGAACCUACAAGACCUGUCUGGGCGCAACAUCAAUAAAAACGCACUUGCGGCAAGAUUGAAUCGGCUAAGGAAGAAAGAAUAUUUGAAUGGCUUAGAGCAGCGCGUUGGCACGCUGACGUCGGAGAACCGGAUCCUCAAGCAGGAGAACGGCAGCCUGAGCAAAAGAGUGGAAGAACUUGAAAAUGAGACUAGGUACUUGAGAGCUGUGUUGGCCAAUGAGAGCAUGUUGGCGCAGCUUUUGUCUAGAUUGAGCGGUGUGAGCGGCAUGAAAUUCUCUACCUCACUUUUCCAGGAGAACAACGAGAGUGACCACGAUUACGCCAUGCCUAGGAAGAAAGUGAAGGUGGAGGACAAGGAUGCAGCAGGUGGUGUCUGUCUGCAUGUGGAUAAAGACCAUGUCUCUGUGGAGUUCUGCACUAAGUGCGCAGAGAGCGCGAGCGCAUCACAUAAAAUGUAGGGUCAAGUAUUUUGCCGUUUCAGCGUUUUUUCCUGAGACUGAACUAAUGUAAUGAGCAGCGUGUUGGACGUCACAGCAGUAGUUGUCAAAUGACAAAUUAACUGUACAAAUAGACACAUGGCAUGUAUAUAGAAACUGGUUUAAAUACAAGUUACUGCUAAACUUGUUGACAGUUUUCUUCCUAGGUGCUUGGUCUGCCAUGUGGGGUGACUGGAUCUCAGAGCAUCCAUGACAACCGGAACCUAUGGUAAGGAUCAAGAUGUUGAAGACUGCACAGAAAACAGUUUCUCCUGAGAUGUGCUGCAAAGUUCAUGGCACAGUAUACACAAAAAAUGACCUUGUAAAUAAGCUUGUAAUUGAAACUAUCUGAAUUUAAUUCAACACUUUGGAGCAUGCUAAUGACUCAUGCAGCAGCUAGCUUGUGAACACUAUAGAAGGGCUAAUUAGUACUCAUUGUACAUUUGUUUUAAAUCAUGUAAAUGGGUGAUGUUUCACAAAGGGUGUCUUGGUAUUCUGACAAUAAGUGGUAAUUGGUGUGGCUGAAUUGGUACUUGGACAAUUAGAGCAAAUCCUUUUUUUUUUUGCUCAAACAAAACCCUUUUUGAAAUGUCACUGCUUUGCUGAAGAACAUUUUUCAUGGAGCCCCUUAUUUUUCUUUAUGCUAAAGUGGAUUUGCUGUGGGGGAAAGCUGAAGAAACGGGACCAGCAGCUUGCAACAUGGCCUGGUAAAUUAUAAAAGGUAGUACAAGAAUCAGUGUAAGUUAACGCUUUUACUGGUACUCCAUCGUGUUGCAUUUUCUUUCAUAUAAAAAAUGCAUUGUUCUAGUAUCAGCGAGGAGUUAAAGCUCCUGGCCUUUUGAGCCUACUAGCAAACUAUUGCAGCAAACAGUGUAUGUGUUAAAGAAGCGCUUCAGCUUCAUCCUCACCCUCACAAACAGAUGACAUGGAUUACUUUUUUUGGCAAAGUGUGAUUGUAUUUUGUUAAGUGCAUUGUAUAGAAGUCACUGUAUUUGAAAUCCAAAGACUGUUUAGGAUUUUGAAUCAGUAUCUGCAAAUAAAUCCUAUUUUUUGUCAACA